Messenger RNA from Periophthalmus magnuspinnatus, 3999 nucleotides. RefSeq names its product scavenger receptor cysteine-rich type 1 protein M130-like. The transcript has 22 exons. The coding region runs from base 1 to 3999 and encodes 1332 amino acids. Gene Ontology annotation, cellular component: membrane. Lineage: Eukaryota; Metazoa; Chordata; Actinopteri; Gobiiformes; Gobiidae. The record is from RefSeq and is a predicted model, not a curated record.
AUGUGGAGGAAUCGUCCUGAGCCUGAGGCGGUGAUGUGGCUCGUGCUGCUGCUCCUGUCGACUCCUCUGCCGCCGCCAACUCUAGCCGACGAAAACAGACUGAUCCUGAAGAAUGGCACCAACCCCUGUGAGGGAGUCCCACAGGUGUACCAUAUGAAGAGCUGGCGGUACAUAGGUACUCCAAUACUGAGCGACACAGUCAAGAGUGUCGUCUGUCGGAGUACCCAUUGCGGGGAGGCCCGGGACAGUAAGAGUGUGCUCCUGCCCCACGAUGCCACCCUGUGGAUGCAGGAUCUACAGUGUAAGGGCAGCGAGGAGCACCUAUUUAAUUGUGGGUUCUCUCAGUGGAGUAUUGAAGACUACCGCAGUCAGACCACAGAGAGAGUCAACUGCACACAUAACGUGAGCGUGUCGUUUGAGGACUUUAAAUGCGCUGGACGAGUUCUUUUCUCCACAGAUGGUCAGACCAAGAGUGGAUACAUCUGUGCAGAAAAGUUUGGGGAUAAGGAGGGCAAGGUGCUGUGCAAGUCUUUGGGAUGUGGGGAUCUAAGAGAAAUUCCAACCUGGACCUUGCCCGGUUCUGUGUCUGGUUCUGGAUCCAGUUCUGGUUCCGGUUUUCGGUCCGGUUUUGGGUCUACGAUCUCCAUAGACUGUUUGGGUUCGGAGGAGAACCUAUGGGAAUGUGCUCCAAAACCCAAGACCUGCACCGAACCAGCCUAUGUCUACUGCCAAGGUCAUCCGGAGGUGCGAGUUCGAGGGAGCAGCUCUAACGUGUGCUCAGGUGUCGUGGAGGUGAACGGCCCACAGUCCUGGAUGUCAGUGAAGGUCGAGGACGUAAAGACUCUACAGGACUGGUGUAAACAAAUGUUCUGUGGGUCCUACCUCAACCACAGCAUGAUGGAGAACAGCACACACCUCACCUGUACAGAGCGUGUCCGUGUGGUGCUGAUGUCCAAAGACAAGCCCAGUGACUGCUUUGGUACUGUGUACGUGGAGCAGCAGGGGGCACUGUCUCCUGUGUGUGCGUCCCAGUGGAAGCGCACGCCUCAAAAUGCGGAGAUUGUCUGUGCCGAGCUCGGCUGUGGACACGUGGUCAGCUCCAAAGUGCUUACCGCCUCCUCCUCCUCUCACCUGGAUUAUGUGACCUGCUCGGCUCAGGACUCUUCUCUGUGGCAUUGUAAAUCCAGGCACAGCACCACCGCCCUCCCCUGCCGCGAGCACAUCCACCUCGUCUGCUCAGGCAGCACAAAGUUCCGCCUGCAGGAUGGCCCUGGUCCCUGCUCUGGGCGCUUGGAGCUGUUUUUCGAGGGGCAGUGGCAGAAGCUUCGUCAGAACAAUUGGCGUUCUUCAGACUCUGAGGCCGUGUGCAAAGACCUGGGCUGUGGCGCCCCGGUAACAGACUCCGCCUCCAGGCUGCACUUCACCCAGGGGCCACACCCUUUUUUAGACAAGACCAUCCGAUGCUCCACCUCCACUGACAAACCCGUGCACUGUACCGCCAGCGAGAUGUCCAGCCUCCCCCGCAACGACCAGAUUGUCGACCUUACCUGUAACAAUCAUCGGGAGGUGCUCUUCAGUGAAGGUUCCUGUGCAGGGCUCGUGAUGGUGUCCUCCCCCUCUUCGCUGCUCUUGCUCAGCUCGUCUAAUGCCUGGAACCAGGACGCUGCCAACGCCGUGUGUAGGGAGAGACACUGCGGCACCGCUCUGACCUUCACCCAGAACAGGAGCUCUCUGCAGCUCCCCCUUUGGACCCUGGACUCCUGCCCUCCUAAUGUCUCCUCCAUCUUUCUGUGUAACUCCAUCACCACUACCACCAGCUCCACCACCGGCUCCACCAGCGACUCCACCAGCGACUCCACCAGCGGUUCCACCAGCGGCUCCACCACCGGCUCCAUCACCGAGCCCACCACCGGCUCCACCACCGGCUCCACCACCGAGCCCACCACCGGCUCCACCACCGGCUCCACCACCGGCUCCACCACCGAGCCCACCACCGGCUCCACCACCGAGCCCACCACCGAGCCCACCACCGGCUCCACCACCGAGCCCACCACCGGCUCCACCACCGAGCCCACCACCCCCCUCUCCCUCAGCUCCCCCAGUAGCUCCAAGACAGUCUACAUUGCUUCAGUCACCUGCUCCGGCAAUAAAUCUGUGAACCUGACAAACGGCUGCUGGGGUUUUGUGAACUUGUGCGAUGGCGAGGAAUGUGGCGGUCUCUGUGCUGAAGUGUGGACUGACAACAUGGCCUCCCUUCUGUGCCACAGCCUCCAGUGCGGUGCCAGAACUGUCCCCAUGAAAAAAACACAGCGAGACUUCAAAAUCGGCUUCAAAAGUCUCCACUUACCCCAAGGCCUCACCCCCGACCUCACAAAGUUCCAUAUGGCCUCCAGUGUCAGACGCACCCACCUCGACCAAUCCUGCUCCGGGAACGCCACAUAUGUGGUCUGCACUGGCUCUCUUGCUGCUCGUUUCAACCACUCGUUUGACCGUUGCUCUGGUAACGUGGUGGUGAAGGUGGAGGAGCGCUGGCUGCCGGUCUGUGAGGACGUGGUUUCUGACCGUAACACUGCUGCAGUCCUGUGUGCCCAGAUGAGGUGUGGCUCUAUGGUCAAGAAACUUGAACACCAUGGCCCCGUCCCCAAAGGGCCGUACCUGUCCAGACUCCAAUGUCCCAACGGCAGCCGCGACUUCAUGACCUGCCAGGUCUCUGAACCUGUCAGCACCUGCAAGCCAGGUGGCCUCCGUUGCUCCGGUUGGGGGCAGGUGACGCUGUUGCGGGGGGAGGACUCUUGUUCUGGAGUCGUGUUUGUCUUUUCUGAGGCUAAGGGCCGUGCCGCUGUGAGCGCUACCUCCUGGACACAUGCAGAAACAACACGACUGUGCCACGACCUGGGCUGUGGGAGCUCAGGCACUCACACUGUAAAGGAUGUGAUUUCAGACGUGCCAUUUUGGAACGGCUCCUUUAACUGUUCCUCUGUGAAGAACCCUCAGAACCUCUGGGACUGUGAGCGCCCUGAUAUACCUCAGGAGAACAGGCAACUCUAUGUCACAUGUGCAGCAUCCCCUGUCUUGAACCUGAGCCUGCCAUGUGGAGGACAGGUGCUACUUGACGGUGGAGGAGUGUGUGACUCUCAGUGGGAGGAAUCGUACUCGAAACUCGUGUGUUUGGAGAUGGGCUGUGGAGGUGCUGUGCCCGGCUACAAGAGCUCCAUCAAAGCACUGCCCAGGUCAAAGGUCAACACUCACAUCAAACCACUGCUCAGGGCAAAGGUCAAAACUGACGCUGGGUUUACACUGCAGGUCUAUCAGCAGUAUGUCCACGUGAGCUGUGAGCUGCACCACGAGCGUCUGUGGCAGUGCCAACGAUUUAUGGCUCCGUGUCCAGGACGACUGGUGUCUGUGUUCUGCAACGCUCGUAUGCAGUACCGUACGACUGACCACUGUGGUGGCGACAUCGAGCUUAAAAUGGAGGAUGACGUUUGGGAGAAAGCCUGUAUCAAAGGCGACCUCCCCUACAGCAUCAGGGAACGUCUGUGCAUCGAGCAGAAUUGUGGAAGCCCUGUAGGAAAUAAACCUGUAGUGGAACAGAACCAGUCGUUCAACUUCAGUCUGACGUCAUGUGAAAAGGACCAUCAGCACAUAAAAUACUGCGUCUCCAAGAAGAUCUGCACUGAGCCACCUGCACGGCUCAAUUGUUAUGUGAAGCCCACAGACCCGCCCCCUCGCGACCUGGUGAUGCCUGUGGUUUUGGGCGUGGGUUUGGUUCUGAUCCUGGCACUGACCGUUUUUAUCCUGCUCAAGUUUUAUCUGCGACGUCACAACACGUCCAUCAAACAACUACUGCCCAUGUUCUCACGGCAUGCGGAGGAGGACUUUGAGAGUGGAGAGUAUGAGCACGUAUCCUCCAAAGACAUCUCUGCUCUUGUUCGUGUGUUUAAGACACAGGAAGAACAUGCAAACCCCAGCCGCUUUGGGACUUACACUCAGGAGCUGUGA